Messenger RNA from Actinia tenebrosa (Australian red waratah sea anemone), 2319 nucleotides. RefSeq lists its product as uncharacterized. The record is from RefSeq and is a predicted model, not a curated record. Gene Ontology annotation, biological process: proteolysis. Gene Ontology annotation, cellular component: membrane. Lineage: Eukaryota; Metazoa; Cnidaria; Anthozoa; Actiniaria; Actiniidae. Gene Ontology annotation, molecular function: metalloendopeptidase activity; zinc ion binding.
GUCUGGUAGUAGAGGUCAGUGACGCCAUCAUGCAAACAUCCUAUUGUGGAGUGACUGCAAAAAGAAGAGGGGGAGAAGGAGAAAAAUAAUUUUAAAGUUGUGCUCAUUGAGAUUGAAACAAUAUCCACGUGAGGUCUGAACGGCGGCUGAAUAUCAAUCAAUAUAAUUGGCUGUUGUUUUGAAUACUUGGGUUACCUCGUACAACAUUACAAUAACUUUGACAUUUGACAUAUAAGCCGUAAUCAGAAGCCCCAUUUAGUUCAGAUGCCCAGUGGCUUACUGCAGUGGUCAUCAGUUCAAGAAGCGAAAGAAACAAGUUGGCUCAAUAUGCAUUUGCCCCUGGUUUUAUUUCUGAUGGCUGAGAUUCUUAUUUGUGAAUUUAUCACAGCUAAACCAAGGACUGAUCUUGACUUGCUUAACCGUGAUGAUAGUGAAGAGCCUCAACAAGUGAGCGAGGAACCUGAAAUCGAGGAGAUUGCAAACAGAGAAUACGAGACAGUGCACGGCAAAAUUCUGGCUGUAAACAUGGUUCACUUGGAGAAAAGGAAAAAGGCUCUGAGAGAUCAGGAAACAAAAAGAUCGAAGGAACCGGAUGUUUUUGAGAACAUCGAGAAGGAUAACGAAGCCCAUCAUAUAGAAGGUCUGUAUCAAGGAGAUAUCAUUGUAGACGAAGAUCUGGAGGAACUCCUUCAUUUACCGAACCAAACGAGAACGAAAAGAAAUGCCGUUCGAUCGAGAAAACGACUGUGGCAAUCAAGGAUAAUCCCCUACAGACUCUCACCUGAUAUGAUGCAUAUCAAGAAUAACUUGUUCAUAGCUUUCGCUGAGUUCCACAAACACACAUGUCUUCGUUUCGUGCCUUAUCGACCUGGUGUACAUGGAAACUAUAUCUACUUCAAAAGGAAUGCUGGAUGCUCUUCUAAGAUAGGGAGGCAUUACGUUUCACCUGUUGGCCAGCCCGUCUCUCUUGGUAGUGGAUGCAACUUCCCUGGCAUCAUUAUACACGAACUGUUACAUGCUUUAGGUUUUUGGCACGAACAGGCUCGUGCAGACCGCGAUAAAUUUGUGUCCAUCAAAUGGGAGAAUAUCCAAACAGGUUUUCAAGAUCAGUUUGACAAAUACAACUGGGAAACCAUAGACAAUCUGAAUAAAGAUUACGAUUACCAGUCAAUCAUGCAUUACGAUCGCUAUGCAUUCUCCAAAAAUGGAAAGCCUACCAUUGUAGCUGUUGGAAACGAAAAUAUGGAAUUUGGAACUAAGAACAAACGUUUGAGUACAAAAGACAUCAUUGAAAUUAACGCUUUGUACGACUGCCAAAGUAAACGUUACGGCUGGACCAAAUGGUCUGAGUUCACGCCAUGUGAUGAACAUUGUUACAAGUCAAGAAAUCGUUAUUGCUAUCAUAGUGGGAAUCCUAAAAGUUGUGGAGGCAAUGUUAAUGUGUACGGUAUCGAGAAAGAAAGACUAAAGUGUUCAGUAAGGGAGUGUCUGGCCAAGAAUGCAAUUAAUGGUCAUUGGGGUAACUGGGGUGCAUGGACUACUUGCAGUGCUAGUUGUGAUGAAGGAGCGCGAAGCCGAACAAGGCAGUGUAACAACCCGGCUCCUUCUAAGUAUGGUAAACCUUGUACAGGAAAAGCAAAAGAGGAUGAACUGUGUACCGUAGGGAGGUGCCAUUUAGAUGAUUAUGAUACAGAGUUUGAGAGUCCAAGUCGUCCUUUUGGAAUGUGGAAAAACAAUCACGGCAUGAAGCUGAAAUGGAUCAGACACCAGUUUGUUACUAAAACCAUGAAUACUGGUCCGUUUUAUGACCACACCAAAGGAACAGCUAAAGGUCAUUAUUUGUACAUGGAGUCAUCUUAUCCUGCUAAACCUGGCGACAAGGCGAUACUGACAAGCACGACCCUGACAGCCAAAACAAAAUUCCAUUGCCUUAAGUUUUACUAUAYCAUGUAUGGGCAUACGAUGGGAUCUCUGGAAGUUAAACUGUAUCGACCAGGAUUACCAACAAAAACUAUAUUUUACAAGGGAGGUAAUCAGGGCAAACCAUGGCAUCUUGGGACGGCAACUAUUGAAGCAAAGACGACGUUUGCUGUUUGCGCUCGCUUGCACAUGAGAAAACGCAUGAAUAUGGAUACAGCUCAAACAAAGAAUCUUAUUCUCAAGGGAAUGACACGUGGUCUGAAAUGGGAAAAGAUUACCUAAUGCCGAAGAGGUGUAAUGGUUUGGUUUACUUGCUCGAUAAAUCAAAAAGCAUAGGCGUAGUUACUAGCAAAACUACAGAGAAAGAAAGAAAGAAAGAAUGAAUGAAAGAAUGAAUGA